AUGGCUGGGGCCAUCACUGGAUCUUGGUUUCCGACUGGAUUUCACGGACAUGCCCGCAGUAAAUCGAGAAAUGAUAUAUUUCAAGAAUACAGACUCCAGGCCAAACCGCCCCCUCCGGAGAAACUUCUAAAGCGACUUCGGGAAAGCCCUUUGAAACAUAACUUUUCCAAGCACGAUAGUCGACUGGUGUUCUACGAUGGUGCCACAUAUAUGGAGAAUAACAAGGGUAAUAGUCGGGCCAAAAGUGCUUUUGGAAGAAGCAGAGAAUUUAACAAAGAUUUAAUUUCCUGGAUUCCAACUCAGACUGAGGGCCCACAGCAGUGGCCAUUAAUAUCCACAUAUCAAGCGGAUUUCUGGCAUCACAGAAAUGCACAGUCUGCAGCAGUGAUGAUCCCUCAACUGCUUGUCCCCCGUGUUCAGCGGCUGAUCACUGCCGCCCAUCCUGGGUCGGAAACGAUGCAGACCACGUAUCGCCAGUACUAUGGGCACUGCCAGCCGAAUCCAAAGGUGCACACAAAUGUAUACACUGGGGAAGUGCAGAGCAAGCCCAUGGAAACGGAAGCAUCGUUUGUCUAUGUCAAUCCGAAACCGAAGCUGGCAAAUGGUGAAUGGAGACCGAGAUCCUCCCCCCCAGAGUGCUUCACUGUUGCCGACUGUCUCUCGUGGUAUGUCCCACAAACAAGUGGAACGGCCAACUGA
Amblyraja radiata (thorny skate) is the source of this 699-nucleotide messenger RNA. RefSeq names its product ciliary microtubule inner protein 7 (gene cimip7). Bases 1 to 699 code for a protein of 232 amino acids. The record is from RefSeq and is a predicted model, not a curated record. NCBI's taxonomy places the organism in Eukaryota, Metazoa, Chordata, Chondrichthyes, Rajiformes, Rajidae. The transcript has 4 exons.